Daktulosphaira vitifoliae (grape phylloxera) is the source of this 1187-nucleotide messenger RNA. RefSeq names its product zinc finger-containing ubiquitin peptidase 1-like. The coding region runs from base 85 to 975 and encodes 296 amino acids. Lineage: Eukaryota; Metazoa; Arthropoda; Insecta; Hemiptera; Phylloxeridae. The transcript is spliced from 6 exons. The record is from RefSeq and is a predicted model, not a curated record.
GUCUUGUUAAUAUUUUUUAAUUAUUCAAACGAUAGUGUUACAAUAUAGUUUAGUUUAGUUCUAAAGUCUUUGAAAAAUCUUAUUAUGAGUACCAUGAAUGUUUUCAAUUUAAUUACGUUACUAUUUCUAACACACGAUUCAAUUAUUGAAUCAAUCUUAAAUGACGUGCCUAUAUAUGAUUCGCCACAAGUGAAAAUUAUAUCUCAAUACAUUCAUAUCUUCAGUAAAAUUUCCGUAAAUGUAAAAGACGUCUAUAUGGCUUCAGCAACAGAUUUCUACAAGGUAGAUGAAUAUAGUACCAAUGGUUGUGCUUUUAAAAGUUUGCAGAUGUUAAUGUCUAGUUUGAUGUUAAAUAAUGAAUAUAGUGAACAUCUGUCUAAGAUUUGGGAACAUCUUUAUAAAAUGCCUUUGACACGUUCGCAAUUGCCCUCAAUGAUACUCUUACAGAAUCAUCUAGAAAGAUGUUGGGAUAUGGGAAUCGACAAUUCAAAUGUAUACAGAGAUAGAGAAACUAGACGAGUUGAUGGAAUAUAUGUAAGAGACGUAUUGACUAUGUUAUAUGGAUUACGCUUGAAUGUCAAUGAAGUAACUUUUGAUGACAACCAAUUAAAACAAGAAGAGUUGUAUCAAAAGUUGUUAAAUUGGUUGCAUCAAUAUUUUAAGAAUUUAAACGAUAAUAAAGAAAACUUUGUAUGUCCAGUUUUAUUAUUUUACCAAAAUGAUACUUCAGCUCAUGCCGCAAUAGUUGUUGGUGUUGAAAUUUUAUUAGAUGACACUAUCGUACCAUUGGUAUUAAGUUCCGAUAAGAUUGAAUUAAAUAAUUUAUCAUUGAUAAAUGGAAUGGAUUUACUAAACAAAGUAAUACGACCUUACGAAAAUGAUUUUAAGAGUUGUACAGUAUACCAAGUAUUAUAUAUUAACGGCAUUAAUAAUGAUGAAAAUUUAAAUACUAUUAGUGUAGAUUAUACACCAUAGGAUCAAAUAUAGAAAAAUUAAUUUUUUUUUUUAAUAAUUUUUGGAAUAAAAUUAAACAUUACAAAAACCACUAUUAAUUUCUUAAAAUAAAUGAUAAUAUCAAUAGCCGUUAAUCGAUACUUCAUUAUUUUUACUAUAAAUUAAUCAAGUUUCAUUAAGUUUUUGUGGAAAUGUCAAUAAAUUUUACGAACACAAUAAAGAGUUUUAAAAAG